UUUUAUUUGCAGCUAAAGACAUAUUUUUAUGAAUUACCUUGAAAAUCGCAAUUUUUGGUAUAUAUUUGAAUAGAUCCAGCUUUUAACGCGCCAUUCUCUAAACUUGCUCGAAGAAUUUUGCAUCGUUUUUAUCAAUCACUGAUUAUGAAGGUUUUAAUUGUUUUUGCUGCUUUCCUGGUCGCUGUCUAUGCACAAGGGCCUAUCCAGUAUGCUCCCAUACCAUAUUCAUUCAAUUAUUUAGCACAAGGUGAUGAAGGAUCAAGUGGCCACCAAGAAUCUGGAGAUGGUGCAGGAAAUGUUCAAGGAUCGUACACUGUGACAGAUUUAGAUGGAAGGAGCCGAGUGGUUGAAUACGUAGCAGAUGCUGGUGGUUUCCGUGCAGUAGUAAAAACAAAUGAACCUGGAACCGAUAACAGCGCCCCAGCUAAUGUAAUCGUAGAAUCAAGUUCACCAGACGCCAAAGGACCUAUCAUAAGAUACAGUAAUGAAGCAGCUCCAACUCCAGUAAGACCUGCUGUCCGACGACAACCUCAGGGUGUCCGCUAUGUACUUGUUCCAGCCAAUUCUCCAAUGAGUCCGUGGGUCGGAGGAUAUUAAUGUCUUGUAAAAAGAAGUUAUAUAAAUUGAUUUGGUGUAAAUUGUUUAUUCCUUUUUGUUAUGUUAUGUUUAGUGUAAAAUAAAUUGAAAUUCAAUCAUG
Molecule: messenger RNA, 697 nt
Organism: Parasteatoda tepidariorum (common house spider)
Lineage: Eukaryota; Metazoa; Arthropoda; Arachnida; Araneae; Theridiidae
Product: cuticle protein 10.9
Cellular component (GO): chitin-based extracellular matrix
Molecular function (GO): structural constituent of chitin-based larval cuticle
Source: RefSeq, a predicted model, not a curated record